Molecule: messenger RNA, 2710 nt
Organism: Equus caballus (horse)
Lineage: Eukaryota; Metazoa; Chordata; Mammalia; Perissodactyla; Equidae
Product: zinc finger protein 709
Biological process (GO): regulation of transcription by RNA polymerase II
Cellular component (GO): nucleus
Molecular function (GO): DNA-binding transcription factor activity, RNA polymerase II-specific; RNA polymerase II transcription regulatory region sequence-specific DNA binding
Source: RefSeq, a predicted model, not a curated record
AGUGCUUCCGGUCUCCGGUCGCCUGCCUUUGCAGGCCCCACGUUGCUCUGCCGCUAACCGUGUCGCGCUGUGAGUGACCUGUACCGAGUCGUAAGAAGGUCGGCGGGGGACCCAGGAAACUCAGCAAUGGACUCAGUGGCCAUUGAGGAUGUGGCUGUGAAUUUCACCCCAGAGGAGUGGGCUUUACUGGAUCCUUCACAGAAGAAACUCUACAGAGAUGUGAUGUUGGAAAUUUUCAGGAACCUGGCCUCAGUAGGAAAAACAUGGGAAGAUCAUGACAUUGAAGAUGAGCACAAAAACCAGGGGAGAAAGCAAAGAAGUCCUAUGGGUAAGAGACUCUGUGAAAGUGAAGAGGGUAGUCAGUGUGGAGAAAAUGUCACCCUUAUUCCAAAUCUCAGUGUGAACAAGAAAACUGCAAGAGGAGAACCAUGUGAAUGUAGUGCAUGUGGAAAAGUCUUCAGGCAUCAUUCAUCCAUUAAAAGGCAAGUUAGAUGUCACACUGAACACAAACAAUAUGAUUAUCAAAAUUAUGCAGAGAAGCCAUAUGUAUGUAAGGAAUGUGAGAAAGCCCUCCCUUUUCCCAGUUCUCUUAAAAUAUAUAAAAGAACCUGUACUAGAGAGAAACCUUAUAAAUGUCAAAAAUGCAGUAAAGCAUUCACUUCUUCCAGUUCUCUUCGAGUCCAUGAAAGAAUUCAUACAGGAGAGAAACCCUAUGAAUGUAAGGAAUGUGGGAAAGCUUUUAGAGCUCUGGCAAGCCUUCAGUCACACAUGAUCUUUCACACUGGAGAUGGACCGUAUAAAUGUAAGGCAUGUGAGAAGGCGUUCCUUUCUCCCAGUUUACUUCAAAUACAUGAAAGGAGACACACUGGGGAGAAACCCUAUGAAUGUAAACAUUGUAGGAAAGCCUUUAGUCUUCCCAGAAUUCUUGAAAUACAUGAAAGACGUCACACUGGAGAGAAACCGUAUCAAUGUAAGGAAUGUGGGAAAGCUUUUAUUGCUCUCACAAACCUUCGAGUACACAUGAUCACUCACACUGGAGAUGGACCUUAUAAAUGUAAGGAAUGUGGGAAAGUAUUCAUUUAUCCCAGUUUGUUUCAAAGACAUGAAAGGAGUCACACUGGAGAGAAACCCUAUGAAUGUAAAGAAUGUGGGAAAGCCUUCAGUUUGCAUGCUUACUUAAAAAAACACAAAAAAACUCACACUGGAGGGACACCCUAUGUAUGUAAAGAAUGUGGUAAGGCUUUUAUUUCUCUUAAACUUUUCCAAAUACAUGAAAGAAAUCACAGGAGAGAGAAAUCCUAUGAAUGUAAAAAAUGCAAUAAAGUAUUCACUUGCCCCGGUUCUCUUCGAGUCCAUGAAAGAACUCAUACAGGAGAGAAGCCCUAUGAAUGUAAGCAGUGUGGGAAAGCCUUUAGAGCUCCCUCAAGUCUUCGAUCACAUGUGAUGCUUCACACUGGAGAUGGACCUUAUAAAUGUAAAGAAUGUGAGAAAGCAUUCAUUUCUCCCAGUUCACUUCAGAGACAUGAAAGGCGACACACUGAAGAGAAACCCUAUGAAUGUAAAAAGUGCAGUAAGGCCUUCAGUUAUCCUUGUUCUCUUCGAGUCCAUGAAAGAACUCAUACUGGAGAGAAACCCUACGAAUGUAAGCAAUGUGGGAAAGCCUUUAGAGCUCUCUCAAACCUUCAGUCACACAUGAUCUUUCACACUAGAGAUGGGCCAUAUAAAUGUAAGGAAUGUGAGAAAGCAUUCAUUUCUCCCAGUUUACUUCAAAGACAUGAAAGGAGUCACACUGGAGAGAAACCAUAUGAAUGUAAAGAAUGCAAUAAAGCCUUCAGUUAUAUCAGUUCUCUUCAAAAACAUGAAAGAACUCAUACUGGAGAGAAACCUUAUCAAUGUGAAAAAUGCAGUAAAGCAUUUGAUUUUCCCAGUUCUCUUCGAAGGCAUGAAAGAACUCAUAGAAGUGAGAAAACCUUUAUUUCUCAUGCAAACUGUUGAGGACAUGUGGGAACGCAUGUAGAAGAGAAAACUUAUAAAUGUAAUGAAUGUCUGAAAGCCUUUUGUCAUCUUUUGUCAUCUGAGUUCUUUCUGAAGUUAUAAAAGAAGUCACUUGAUAAAAACCUCCUGAAAGUAAACAGUGUGGGAAAGACUUCAGUUGACCUACAUCAUUAUAUGUGAAACUCCCACCAAAAAGAAAUUGAAAUUUAAGUGAUAAGAAAAAGCUUGAUGGAAAUUAGCUUGUGUAUAAUGUUCUAGAAAACUUUCAACAUGAAAGUUGUUAUAAAAGUUGUAAAUAUAUUGCAAAUAUAUUGCAAAGCCUCUUUGUUGAGUGCAACAUUGAAUUCUGGAUUUCUAUUAAUGACUUUCAGAAAUGAAUAUUGAGGUGAGAUAAUUCUGUAAGUCAUUCUUCAUCAAUACUACAUAAGAUUACUAGCUACUGCUUUUUCCUUAAAUCAGUUAAUAAUGUUUUCACUUUAAUUUUAAAUAAUGUUUUAAUUGUUCUAUGUUAAGGGGUCAUCGAAAAGUGACAGUUUGUGUUUCUUGGGAUUUUCUUCCUGGCCUUAUAUAGCAGUUUCUGGAUAUGCCUAAUCUGUUGUAUAUAUUGUUCCUUUCUUAGAGAAAGCUCCUUUUUUUGGAUGGUAAGUAUAGGAGCCUGUUUUUAUUUUCCAUACUAUUAAACAGUUGGAAUAAAUUUUUGUGUAUAGCAAAUUUA